GUGGCGGCCCCGCGGCCGGAGCCCUGCGAGCGCAGCGGACUGGGUUAUGGGCAAGUCAGAAAGCCAGAUGGAUAUAACUGAAAUGAACGCUCCCAAGCCAAAGAAGGGGCGAUGGAGUGGCCUGGAGGUCGGGCUGGCCGUGGUGGCAGCGCUGUUGGCCAUCGUGGCCGUCACCAUGAUCGUCCUGUACGCCACCUACGACGAUGGGGUUUGCAAGACAGCAGACUGCAUAAAAUCAGCCGCCCGGAUCCUGGAGAACAUGGACCCCAGUGCCCAGCCCUGCGGGGACUUCUACCAGUUUGCCUGCGGGGGGUGGCUGCGCAGGAACGUCAUCCCCGAGACCAGCUCCCGUUAUAGCAACUUUGACAUUUUGAGAGACGAACUAGAGGUCGUUCUAAAAGAUGUCCUCGACACCCCCAGCACCAAGGACAUCCCUGCAGUGCAGAAGGCAAAAACUCUGUACAGGUCCUGCAUUAAUGAAACUGCCAUUGAUAGCAGAGGUGGAGGGCCUUUAAUCAGUUUAUUGCCAAAUGUGUCUGACUGGCCUGUAGCAUCAACUGACUGGGAGGCUUCCUAUGGUACUGCCUGGACAGCUGAGGCAGCUAUUGCACAGCUCAACUCCAGAUAUGGGAAAAAGGUCCUUAUUAAUUUUUUUGUGGGCACAGACGAUAAGAAUUCCACAGCAUACAUCAUCCAUAUUGAUCAGCCUGGCCUGGGCCUGCCUUCCCGGGACUACUACGAGUGCACUGGGGCAUACAAAGAGGCAUGUUCUGCCUAUGUUGAUUUCAUGAUUUCUGUAGCCAAACUAAUCCUACAAGAAAGAAACAUUUCUGUCAAUGAGGAUGAGAUUUCUCAGCAAAUGAAUACAGUCAUGGACCUGGAGAAAGAGAUUGCCAAUGCAACAACAAAAUCUGAAGACAGAAAUGAUCCGCUUUUGCUCUACAAUAAAAUGACGUUGGCACAACUCCAAAACAACUUCUCAUUGGAAAUCAAUAAUAAG
Molecule: messenger RNA, 1000 nt
Organism: Lepidothrix coronata (blue-crowned manakin)
Lineage: Eukaryota; Metazoa; Chordata; Aves; Passeriformes; Pipridae
Product: neprilysin-like
Exons: 10
Biological process (GO): protein processing; amyloid-beta clearance
Cellular component (GO): plasma membrane
Molecular function (GO): metalloendopeptidase activity
Source: RefSeq, a predicted model, not a curated record